CACGCCAGCGCCAUUUCCCAAGCCGACGACGCCAAGACGGAUCGCUGCUGUGCUGUUCUUCCAGAUAGAUUUGUGAUAUUUGUGAUAUUGACUGAGUAUUAGCAAAAUUUUAGAAAAGCGCCAUGGAAACUGAUGUGCCAGAAGAGGUGAAUACUUCAGGGUGGUACGCAAUAGUGAAGUAUUCUAAGAGAUACGGUGAUAAUGUCACAGAGGAGGUGCCGGUCUCGAAAAUCAGUGUACCCUACAUCAACAGCCAGGGGCAAGCCAAAAGAAAGAAAUUCAAACCUAAAUCCACUUCGGACAUAAACAGAAAAAUUUGGUACAAGGUCAUGAGCAGCAAUGGCAUUCCUAAUGGGGAAGAAAAACCUUUCUUCUGUCUCGUUGGACGGUUAGCAGAAACCAAGGAGGGCCUUACUGCACCAGAGUUAGGUCGAAUAAAGUUUGGCAGUGUUCCGGAACCUGAUGAUGAACCCAACACAAAUGACGAUAUGUCUGCUCCUGACACAGGACCAGCAAAAGGAAUUGUCCAACAGGAGCGGGAGAGAAGGAUGCGCAAGAAAGCAAUGAAAAGAAAAAAGGGUAAUGAUGAUUUGGAAUCAUUUUUGGGCGCUAACACUCUUGAGAAUCAUUUUGACGAUGAUGGUGAUGAUUUAGAUAUGGUGGGGACUGAUGCUUUGGAAGGUGUGAGUGCCCAUUCUAAUGAUGAUAUUCCUUGUGGAGAUGGGUCGACGGGGAACAGACCAACUGAAGAAGAGAGUUCCACGAUUAAGGUCACUGAAACCGUUGGAACGCCUGACACCACGAAUGAUAUUGCAAAGCUGAGAGCGUUAAAUGAAUCCUUGGCAGAGAAAGUCCGUAUCCUGGAAGGAGGCGCCCUGGCAGAAGUAGUUGAGUCAAUUAGAACAAUGACAAAUUCUGUCACUGAAUUUGUUACAAAAUCCAAUCAAGAAGCUUCUGCUUGGAGGACUUCACUUUCGUCUCUAGAGACUGAGAUCAAGAGCAUCCAUCAAAAAUGUGAUACUGUUGCACAACAAGUUGAAACAGCGACAAAGAGUAUAAGUACUUCCGGUUCUACAAUCCCCCUGUCAGAGAGGAGCUCCACGGGGACUGAACUGGUGGAGCUGUUUCCCAACACUGGGGUGAUGAUCCAGUCCGGGUCACUGUCGCAGAUGGCCCAUGCGACAGAUGACACGGACUGGUGCAACCACCUAAUCUACGGGGUAUUCGGCGAUGACGCCAAAAGGUACCGCCUGAAGCAAACAAAGGACUGUAUCAAAUUCUCGGAACAGUUCAAGAGAGCAGUACAAGCACGGUUUAGGCAGUACCUGGAGAGGCUGGGGACGGACCCGGCAGUGAUGGAGGGAGAGGUGUCGUCGAUUCUCUCAUACGUGUCGCGCCUGUGCGGCUCUAAGGAGCCGAGGGGCGACAGGCGACGGAUACAGGAGGCCAGGAGCAAAGAUGAAAAUGUGACACCGCUAGUGGCUGCGGCGAAGGAAAAGGCGUCACUGAACGCGGCCGCGAGAGCUGCUGCCGGGAAGCCGUCGACGAAAAGAGUACGGCGGACCGACAGGAGGGCAGCUCUCGCGGUCCGCAACCAGAACGUCGUGGCCAACGUCGCUCAGCCCCACGCCGUCCAGCCCCAAGCCGCCGUCCAGCCCCAAGCCGCCGUCCAGCCCCAAGCCGCCCCCCCGCCCCAAGCCGAUGUUCAGUUGAAUAUAAGCAAGAUGCAGAAUAUAGUUUAUCAGUUGACAGCCUUGGGAGAAGAAAUAACAGAAACAAUGUUGAUGUCAAAAGUUCUAACAGUCCUGCCAGAAAAGUUCAAACACUUCAGCACAGCUUGGGAUUCUACAUCGAAGAAUGACAAGAACAUUGAGAACUUAAUGCAACGACUAACGUUGGAGGAAGAUAAAUAUAAAAUGCAAAGAGAAGAAAAACCAGUGGCCUUCAAAGCAGAAUCAAAAGGUAAUGGAGAAAUUACAUGCUAUGGAUGUGGCAAGAAAGGACAUAUAAAGCCAAAAUGUCCAAAAGGAAAAGAAAGCAACAAUAAUGAUGAUAAGAAGAAAGAAUUUGGACAAAAAUCAUGCCCAAUAUGCAGAGUGAAUUUCAAGAAAAUAAUGACAAACCACACAGGAGAAAACUGCAACUACAAAGAUAAAGCAUGCAAGACGUGCAAGAACAUGAACCACAAGACAGAAGACUGCAAGUUCGGUGAGCAAAAUAAAACAAGUAAUAUGAAAAAUGAUAAGAAAAUUGUGUUGAUUGCACACAUGGAAGAAACUAAGGAAGAAGAAACUGAGUGUCUGAAUGCAGAACAAGAGGAAGAAGAAAUUGAACUUGUUGUGGAUAGUGGAUGCAACAAGAUGAUGAUAAAAGAUAAAAACAUUAUAACUGACAUGCAAAAAUACAGUGAUAGUGUCAAAAUAGCUAAACAAGGUGACACUAUUCCAAUUACAGGACGUGGAACAGUAGAUUUUGAAGAAUGCACUUUGAAAGAGGUGUACUAUGUUCCAGACCUGACAAGAAAUUUGAUGUCCGUGAAUGUAGUAACUGAAUCUAAAGGUACAGUUUACUUUGAAGAUGACAAAGUCUAUAUAAUGAAAACAAAGAUAGAAAUACCAAGGGAUUCUAUUGCUAUUGAAGGUAAAAGGACUGACAAUGGACUUUAUGUAGUGAACUUGAAGAAAGUGACAAACAGUGCUCUGUCAAGUGAGAAGAUAACAAAAAUAGAGGAAUGGCACAGAAAAUUGGGUCACCUCAGUUAUACAAAAAUGAAGAAAAUUCCAGAAAUAUGUGAAGGAGCAGAUUAUUGCAAAGUUGAUACCUCAAUAAAAUGGCUGGUCAAGGGUCCUGCUGGUCCCUGCUUUAGUCAGAGUAUUCCUCGUACUCGUGGGCGUUCCACUCCUCGAAAGAGUACGCGCCCUGCCUCGGAGAAAAUAACAGAAGACCAAGAAGAGAAAGAAAAAUGCCAUCAAAAUAUAACGACUACAUAA
Messenger RNA from Thrips palmi, 2990 nucleotides. RefSeq lists its product as uncharacterized. The transcript has 8 exons. The record is from RefSeq and is a predicted model, not a curated record. Lineage: Eukaryota; Metazoa; Arthropoda; Insecta; Thysanoptera; Thripidae. Gene Ontology annotation, molecular function: zinc ion binding; nucleic acid binding. The coding region runs from base 123 to 2990 and encodes 955 amino acids.